CAUCUUUACCUCCACUGACAUCGAGGAGUUCCUGCGGGAGGCUGCAUGUAUGAAGGAGUUUGACCACCCACAUGUCACUAAGCUGAUUGGAGUCAGUCUACGGAGCCGUCCCAAAGGUCGUCUCCCAAUUCCCAUGGUGAUCCUGCCCUUCAUGAAGCAUGGAGACCUUCAUGCUUUUCUGCUGAUGUCAAGGAUCGGGGAGAAUCCUUUUAACUUGCCUGUUCAGACACUCCUCAAGUUCAUGAUUGACAUUGCCAGUGGGAUGGAGUACUUGAGCUCAAAAAAUUUCAUACACAGAGACCUUGCAGCUCGGAACUGCAUGUAAGUGAACCAUGAACCAUGAAUUUUUA
Meleagris gallopavo (turkey) is the source of this 350-nucleotide messenger RNA. The record is from RefSeq and is a predicted model, not a curated record. NCBI's taxonomy places the organism in Eukaryota, Metazoa, Chordata, Aves, Galliformes, Phasianidae.